CUCCGCCACUUUCCUCCCCCUUUCCCUCUUCGUCUGCUUGCAUCCCCACCGUUGCCGCCAGCACCCCCACUGCGCCAUUGCCACCAUGUCCAACGAGUACUACCUCAUUAAGAUCCCCAUCUAUGAGACCCACAUCGACCAGAGCGGCACCACCUUCAUCUCCUACAAGGUUGAGGCCACGUACAAGGGCACCAUCAACUCGGUCUUCCGUCGCUUCUCCGAGUUCGUGACCCUUCACAACGAGGUCCGCAAGGCUUACAAGGGCAACCACCUGGCCUCCAACAUCCCGGUCUUCCCCCCGAAGCACCCCAAGUUCAUGAUUGACCACAUGGAUGAUCACUUCGUCGAUGAGCGCAAGUUCAACCUCGAGCGUUACAUGCAGCUUCUCAGCCGCCUGCCGAAGAUUGAGCAGGUUCCCAUGUAUGUGGACUUCCUCGAGGGGCGUCCCCUGCAGCCCUCUGACAAGAAGUAAGGCGCACGCACGCGUGCACACACAGACACACAAGCGCGACAUGUGUCCCUUGCGUGGCCGCGCAGCCGGAUGCUUUCCCUCCUUUUCCCUGUCCCCCGUUCUCCUCUCGCCCGCCCCCCUGGGUGUGUCCCAUCCACUGGACAUCCAUUAUCCACUCCUGGUCCCAGGAGGGCCAGGUGAUGGCGUGUGAGAGGUGGUGUGCCCCCCCCCCCCUCCCCCCCC
This is a messenger RNA of Fonticula alba, 694 nucleotides long. RefSeq lists its product as hypothetical. The record is from RefSeq and is a predicted model, not a curated record. Lineage: Eukaryota; Rotosphaerida; Fonticulaceae. Gene Ontology annotation, cellular component: endosome. The transcript has 4 exons. Gene Ontology annotation, molecular function: phosphatidylinositol binding. Bases 86 to 472 code for a protein of 128 amino acids.